GUUUUUCAGUUAUCUUUAACAAUCCACAUUACAAUAGUGGAUGAGAGAAGAAAAGAAUGGCAGCUGCAGCUCUUCCUACACUGAAAUACCAUCAUUCUCUCUCUCCAAAUUUUGUCAUUUUUGGAAAUAAUGCUCAAAGCGUACCCAUUUCAUGGAAGCGGAAAGCCCAAUUAAGUGGGAAGUUGCGUAAAAUUGUUGGGUGUUCAAGUAAUCCUUCAAGAUCCUGUUUGCAAGAUGGGAUUUUGAGGAGGGAUUUGAUGUUCUUGGGCUUGUCCUCCUCUCUCUCUCUCUCUUUCCCAGUCUUAGGCGCUGGUGUGGAAGAGGAACUGAAAAUGGAUCUAUUUGUUGAUGAGACAAAUGCUUAUUCAUAUUUGUAUCCGAAAGCACUGCCUUCCGACAAAUUUGUCUUCAAAUGGGUGGAAUCUAGAAAGCCGGAGCGUUAUUCGUCAGCUGCACCAUUGUCCCCUGAUGCACGCCUUCGCAUUGUGUCUGAGAGGGUUGAUUUCAUUGAUAACCUCAUAAUUUCAGUUUCGAUAGGUCCCCCUAAUCCAUUGUUCUUGAAAUCUAAUGACAAAAGCACAUGGACUGCAAAAGACGUCGCUGAAUCUGUUUUAGCUGACAAGUCUGCACUGCGGGUAACCACAAGCCAACGGAUGGAUGAAAGUUCAAUCCUUGAUGCACAUUCUUCCACAGUUGAUAGCGAGCCAUAUUGGUCUUAUGAGUAUUUGGUGCGGAAAUCACCAACUGAAAUGGCCCCGUCAUCAAACCUUUACCGACAUUUUGUUGCUGCAACAGCUGAACGCGAAGGUUAUUUGUACUCUCUCAAUGCUUCAACUCUAAGCAUGCAAUGGGAGAAGAUGGGACCAUUCUUGGAGAAAACUGUGGCGUCGUUUCGCCUUCUUCCUCCUACUGAAAACUAUGUUCCUCCAUACAAGGAUCCCUGGAGAUUUUGGUGAAAGCUGCUAGUGUUAUGCAAUCAAAAAUUGUUUGCUGAGUUGAUAUGGAAGAGUGUGCAUUAUUUGUAAUCUCAUAUUUUGGUCAAUAGUUAAUUCAACAUUUAUUUUCUA
Molecule: messenger RNA, 1067 nt
Organism: Salvia splendens (bonfire salvia)
Lineage: Eukaryota; Viridiplantae; Streptophyta; Magnoliopsida; Lamiales; Lamiaceae
Product: psbP domain-containing protein 5, chloroplastic
Exons: 11
Coding region: 57-956 (299 amino acids)
Biological process (GO): photosynthesis
Cellular component (GO): extrinsic component of membrane; photosystem II oxygen evolving complex; photosystem II
Molecular function (GO): calcium ion binding
Source: RefSeq, a predicted model, not a curated record